AUGCACUAUCUAUACCUCCUAGUAAAAUCUGCGAUGGUUGUUGGCGCCUUUCCAAUCGGAUGGGAGAUGUAUGGGUUUUGGCAAGACCACCUAAUGACCCGGCAUCUCCUCCUCUUAACUGAAUGGACCUCUCGCGCUCUUAACUUUAAGAAGGUAAUAGGCGCUGUCUUCCUUAACUUUGGAAAAACAUUUAAUCAAGUUUGGCGGGAAGGUCUGCUGCACAAACCGCGCUCAUUAUCCGUUCCUCGUGGCCUUUAUAAUGUGCUGAAGUCAUAUCCAAACGGUCGCGCCUUCAGUAUGUGCACGGGAGAUACACCGUUGCCGCUGCCAUCUCUGGCAACAGGGGCCCCUUCUUUCGCCCCAUUUAUUUGCAAUUUAUAUGAGCGCCAUGCCCUUGCCGUCGAAUUCCAACACGAAUCGCCCUCUACGCCGAUGAUACGAUCAUUUACUCAUCGCAUCUACAGCGUUCUCUUGACGCCGUUGCUGAUUAGUGUGGUAAUUAGAAGUUGCUAUAUAUGCAAUGAAGAGCGAAGUGCUUUUAAUAACAAAAAAUACGGUCCCUUGUUGGCGCUCUUAACCCUAGAUGGCGGGAAGUUUCCGUGGUGUGCUCAAGCGAAAUACUUAGGAGUCAUCAUUGACAACAAUUUUUCCUGGCAGCCACACGGGGGCUAUGUAGUGGCGGAGUUCAAGGCAGCAACGAAGGCGCUUUACCCUUUAUUAUGCGGCUGA
Zophobas morio is the source of this 729-nucleotide messenger RNA. RefSeq lists its product as uncharacterized. Lineage: Eukaryota; Metazoa; Arthropoda; Insecta; Coleoptera; Tenebrionidae. The record is from RefSeq and is a predicted model, not a curated record. The transcript is spliced from 2 exons. The coding region runs from base 1 to 729 and encodes 242 amino acids.